AUGGAUGAUGUACGACACCUUUUAGACCUGAAUUCACUUGCUGAUUCGAAUGAAACGCUCCAAUCGUUUCAAAUCAUGAACUUAGCAAGAAUUAAAUCGAUACCUGCUUCGCAAACUGCUAUAUUACUAGUUGAUGUUCAGAAUAGUGAGAUUGAUGAUGAGCACAAACGAAAACUACCUUGGUACUAUAAUCAAAUUAUGAACGUCUGUUUGCCGAAUAUGAAACGUGUUAUUGACGUUGGACGUUCGUUAGGAAUGGAAAUCAUGUAUACUACCAUUGAAAGUUUGACAUCGGAUGGGCGAGAUCGAAGUUUAGAUCACAAAUUAUCGAAAAUUUUCAUUCCGAAAAACUCCUAUCUGGGACAAGUAAUUCACGAUGUCGCACCACUAGACGAUGAUAUUUGGUUGAAGAAAACAAGUUCAGGAGUAUUCAAUUCGACCAAUAUCGAUUAUUUAUUACGAAAUCUUCAAAUAAACUAUCUCGUGGUCAUGGGAAUGUUAACAGACCAGUGCGUCGAUAUGGCUGUUCGCGAUGCUGCCGAUAAAGGUUACAACGUUAUUUGUAUCGAUGAUGCCUGUACAACACACACAAAACAAAGGCACGAAAAUGCUUUGAGCGCUUUUAAAGGCUAUUGUACUAUUCUCAAUACGGAGCAAUUCAUUCAAAAAGUUCAAGAAUAUAAUUCAAACUUAAAGAGUAUGACUGAGAAUUGUCCAACAGUCAAACAUAUUGUACAAUCGACAUCUUUAACAACUCUGGUAACUACCGAUUUAAUCGGUAUUACACGUGGCCGUUCCAUUCCUACAUAUGAUCUCGAGAAAUAUUUUAAAACUGGCUGUGGAUGGGUACCUGCGGAUAGUGCCCUAACUCCUCAGGAUGUGAUUGCUGACGCCAAUCGCUGGGGUUCACAUGGUGAUUUACGUCUUUUACCAGAUAAAAAUUCUCGAGUGCAAAUAGCGAAUGGACCUGAUUCGAAAUCGACUCCAUUAGACUACAUUCAUUGCGAUAUCGUUGAAACCGAUGGACAAAUAUGGGAUUGCUGUCCGCGAGGAUUACUAAAGAGAGAAAUGCAAUAUUAUCAGAAUAAGCUUGGUAUGAAAAUCAAUGUGGCAUUCGAACAUGAGUUUACUCUAACGAACAAAACUGAUUCACAUGCUGCUCAACCUUCGUUUUCAUUACGAUCUCAACGUCAACAGAGCCAGUUUUCGAGUUGGUUAAUGUCGUCACUUCAAGCAGCGCAUGUUCAACCGGAAAUGUUCUUAUCUGAAUACGGACCAAACCAAUAUGAAGUUACCUAUCGCCCCUCUGAUCCUGUAACUGCUGCUGAUCGAGCUGUUAACAUUCGAGAGAUCACUCGAGAUAUUGCAAGACAAUUAGAUCUCACUGUUUCGUUCGCUCCCCUAACCUCAGUCAAUGGUAUUAGUAAUGGUGUUCAUUUACAUAUUAGUAUCGAUGAUCUCAAUGGCAAACCUUUGCUUUACGAUGAGAACCGUCCGUUUAAUUUAUCAACUAUCGGUGAGCAUUGGUCUGCUGGUGUUCUCCAUCAUUUAGCCGCACUUUGUGCCAUCACAGCACCAACACCCGUAUCGUAUCUACGUUUGAAACCACGGCAUUGGAGUUCAGCAUAUGCUUGUGUUGGCUACCGAAAUCGCGAAGCGCCAAUACGAAUUUGUCCGACAGUUGAUUUCGAUGAGGAAACCGUUCCGAAACAAUAUAAUCUCGAAUAUCGGCCAAUGGAUGGAACAUCGUCACCCCACUUAUCACUAGCGUGUAUCCUAUUCGCUGGAAGGUAUGGAAUCGAGAAGAAACUAGCGUUGAAAUCAAUUCUUACAACGGAUCCACAUCUAUUAGAUGAAAAGGAACGCAAUAACAAGGAUAUCUUCUCAUUACCGACUAGUUUGAAACACGCACUGGAAAUGUUGAAAAAUAAUCGGCACUUUCGCGAAUAUUUACCAGUCCCGUUGUUAGAAACUUAUCUCGCUGUCAAAAACCAGGAGUUAUCCAUAAUCAAUCAAUUCGACGAUCAGACUCUCUGCGAACAUUAUGCACGUAUUUAUUAG
Molecule: messenger RNA, 2061 nt
Organism: Adineta ricciae
Lineage: Eukaryota; Metazoa; Rotifera; Eurotatoria; Adinetida; Adinetidae
Source: the annotation of a GenBank genome assembly